AUGGCCAUUCAAUGCUGGCAUGUGAGGCUACAUAACAAACCACCAAUGGCCAUUCAAUGCUGGCAGGUGAGGCUACAUAACAAACCACCAAUGGCCAUUCAAUGCUGGCAUGUGAGGCUACAUAACAAACCACCAAUGGCCAUUCAAUGCUGGCAGGUGAGGCUACAUAACAAACCACCAAUGGCCAUUCAAUGCUGGCAGGUGAGGCUACAUAACAAACCACCAAUGGCCAUUCAAUGCUGGCAUGUGAGGCUACAUAACAAACCACCAAUGGCCAUUCAAUGCUGGCAGGUGAGGCUACAUAACAAACCACCAAUGGCCAUUCAAUGCUGGCAGGUGAGGCUACAUAACAAACCACCAAUGGCCAUUCAAUGCUGGCAUGUGAGGCUACAUAACAAACCACCAAUGGCCAUUCAAUGCUGGCAGGUGAGGCUACAUAACAAACCACCAAUGGCCAUUCAAUGCUGGCAUGUGAGGCUGCAUAACAAACCACCAAUGGUCAUUCAAUGCUGGCAGGUGAGGCUACACAACAAACCACCAAUGGCCAUUCAAUGCUGGCAUGUGAGGCUACAUAACAAACCACCAAUGGCCAUUCAAUGCUGGCAUGUGAGGCUACAUAACAAACUACCAAUGGCCAUUCAAUGCUGGCAUGUGAGGCUACAUAACAAACCACCAAUGGCCAUUCAAUGCUGGCAGGUGAGGCUACAUAACAAACCACCAAUGGCCAUUCAAUGCUGGCAUGUGAGGCUACAUAACAAACCACCAAUGGCCAUUCAAUGCUGGCAUGUGAGGCUGCAUAACAAACUACCAAUGGCCAUUCAAUACUGGCAGGUGGGGCUACAUAACAAACCACCAAUGGUCAUUCAAUGCUGGCAGGUGAGGCUACACAACAAACCACCAAUGGCCAUUCAAUGCUGGCAGGUGAGGCUACAUAACAAACCACCAAUGGCCAUUCAAUGCUGA
This is a messenger RNA of Saccoglossus kowalevskii, 963 nucleotides long. RefSeq lists its product as uncharacterized. Lineage: Eukaryota; Metazoa; Hemichordata; Enteropneusta; Harrimaniidae. The record is from RefSeq and is a predicted model, not a curated record.